AUGUGGUUCUCCAAGGCCACGGCGGUAGCUGCUGCUGCUGCCGCUCUUAACAUCGGCACUGCUUCAGCUGCAACUUCCUCCUUCUGUCCCACCACCGGCGUCUGCUUCGAAUGGGGAGUCCCCGACGCCACCGCAAAGGCAAGCUCCGGAGACAUCUUCUUCCAGCUCAAGGCCCCGACAUCAUGGCAAUGGAUCGGCCUCGGCAUCGGUACCUCCAUGCCCGACUCCAACAUGUUUAUCAUGUACCAGGAUGGCAAGGGAAACGUCACGCUCAGCACGAGGCCCGGCGCGAACCACGUCAUGCCGACUUUCAAAGCGAGAAGCGACGUCGAGCUCCUGGCGGGGUCUGGUGUAGUUGGCGGCAACAUGGUCGCCAAUGUUCGAUGCGGUAACUGCACAAACCUCGACUUUUCUGGUCAGUCGAAUUGGAUCUCGGCGUGGAAGUCGGGCGAUUCAUUGGACUCGACAAACCCGGCUGCGAUCAUUACCCAGCACGACAGCAUGACUCUGUUCCAGGUCAACCUGGGCAAAGCAAGCAUCAGCUCCGACUCGAACCCCUUUACCGGAUCCAGUGCCAGCAGCAGCGGAAGCAACAGCGGCAGCAAUCCUGGGUCUUCCAGCUCUGGCGAUAGCGACGGCGAUAGCAAUGGCAAUGGCAGUGCGGUUUCCGGUGUCUCGGGCGGCUCGACGCCGAGCCAGACUCUGGCCACUGCCCACGGCACCAUCAUGUCUGUCGUCUUCGUCAUUCUGUAUCCUCUCGGCUCUAGCUUGAUGCCCUUGAUUGGAAAGUGGUACAUCCACGCGUCAUGGCAGACGAUUGCUUUCUUGCUCAUGUGGGCUGGAUUCGGAAUCGGCGUCUUUAUUGCUAAACAGGAUGGCAUUUUCUUCCAACAAGCCCAUACUCGCUUGGGAGUCAUUCUCGUCUGUCUCAUCAGCCUGCAGCCCAUCUUCGGAAUCAUCCACCACGUCAACUACCUCAAGACUCAGCGUCGCAGCAUCUUUAGCCACCUUCACUGUUGGUAUGGACGAGCAUUGAUGAUUAUCGGAAUCGUCAACGGCGGCCUCGGCUUGCAGCUCGGCGACGCUCCUACUCGCUACAUCAUUGCUUAUUCUGUCGUGGCUGGAGUUACGGCAAUAAUCUAUGUGGCCUCCAUCACUCUUGGAUGGACCGUAAUCCGCAGGAGACGAGACCAGCCAAAGGAGGCGAGCUCUUCAUAA
This is a messenger RNA of Trichoderma gamsii, 1218 nucleotides long. RefSeq lists its product as hypothetical. The coding region runs from base 1 to 1218 and encodes 405 amino acids. The record is from RefSeq and is a predicted model, not a curated record. NCBI's taxonomy places the organism in Eukaryota, Fungi, Ascomycota, Sordariomycetes, Hypocreales, Hypocreaceae. The transcript is spliced from 3 exons.